GCUGCGGAGAGGCGGCUUGGGACCCCGCGGCGCCCUCGGCCUCGGAGCGGCGGACUCGAGCUUCUGACGAGCUCAUCGACGCAGGAUGGGAAACCACGCGGGAAAGCGGGAGUUGAGCGCGGAGAAGGGCAACAAGGACGGAGAGAGCAGCGCAGGAGAGUCUGACAAGAAGGACAUGCGCCAGCUCUCCCGGGAGGCCUCGGAAGACAACGAGGUGUUCGGGGAGGCAGAUGUGGAGCAGAACAAUGGGACCCCCUCUCAGGACACAGCGGUGACAGACUCCAAGCGCACAGCGGACCCAAAGAAUGCCUGGCAGGACGCCAACCCAGCUGACCCCGGGGGCCGCCCCCACUUGAUCCGCCUCUUUUCCCGAGAUGCUCCGGGCAGAGAGGACAACACCUUCAAAGACAGGCCCUCGGAGUCAGACGAGCUCCAGACCAUCCAAGAGGACAGUGCAGCCACUCCCGAGGGCCUGGAUGUGAUGGCGUCACAGAAAAGACCCUCCCAGAGGCACGGAUCCAAGUACCUGGCGUCAGCGAGUGCCAUGGACCACGCCAGGCAUGCCUUCCUCCCGAGGCACAGGGACACGGGCAUCCUCGACUCCCUCGGGCGCUUCUUUGGCGGUGACAGGGGUGUGCCCAAGCGGGGCUCAGGCAAGGUGCCCUGGUUCAAGCAGAGACGGAGCCCUGUGCCCUCUCAUGCCCACAGCCAGCCUGGGCUGUGCACCAUGUACCAGGAUGGACAUCACGCGGCGAGAACUGCCCACUACGGCUCCCUGCCCCAGAAGCCGCAGCACGGCCGGCCCCAAGAUGAGAACCCUGUAGUGCACUUCUUCAAGAACAUUGUGACACCACGCACACCUCCUCCGUCACAAGGAAAGGGGCGAGGACUGUCUCUCAGCAGAUUUAGCUGGGGAGGCGAGGGGCAGAAGCCAGGAUUUGGCUACGGACGCCGAGCUCCAGCUCACAAGGGGCUCAAGGGGGCCCAUGACGCCCAGGGCACGCUCUCCAAAAUCUUCAAGCUGGGAGGAAGAGACAGUCGUUCCGGAUCCCCCAUGGCGAGACGCUGAAGCCCUCCCCUGGGGUCCCCGAAUCCUGUCCUCAGCUUCUUAAUACAACUACCUUACGAAUUUAAUACCGUCCACAUCCGCUCCCCACGUGUAGCAAACACCCUGCCUAAUGCCCGUUGAGCUGCGCACACGGUGGGCCAGGCACUCCGCGCCCUGCGGUUCUGGCCAUCAGCCGAGCGGAGGAGACGCAGACAGACGGUCAGCGGUGACUUUGUGUCCGAAGAGAGCGCGUGCCCGGAGCCCCCUCCGCCCAGCGUGGCCUGGACGCUGGCGGCGCCGGGGCACGGACGCACCUCCGAGCUCACCCUCCUCCCUCGGACUGGCUUUGCUGACUCAGCUUCCCCAGGCUUCGCAGGUGCUGCCGUGCGACGCCACUGUGGACACAGGGAUGCGUGCGGGGCGGUGAGGACUGCUGAUCCGAGCUUCCUUUGUUUCCUUUGGUUUCUCUCCCCGCCCCCGGCUCACCUCCUAACACACACUCACUCUCCCUCCAGGAUGAGCAGUCAGGAGCGGCACAGGGGCUUUCAGUACGUGCAGUGCGGGCGGGUAGCUGGGAGAGUCCCAUGUGGUGGGCGCGGAGGGCGCCCGUAGGCGGCGGCUCCCCACCACACCCGGUUGGCGGGUCUCAGGCGCGGUUGCGAGGGGACAAGGAGGCAGAGCUGGGCUGGGCCACGGCCCCAACGGGAAACAGGAUCUUCUUGGAAAUUAGGUGAUGGCACGGCGGGAGCCAGAGCGGCUUCUACGAACAGCCUGUUUCCCCCCGAGCCCAGCAGGAGAGUCCAGGGAGACGCUUGUCUCAGAGUGGGACUGGAGAAGUUUUCCGGGUGGCCUUGUGGCGUCACCCUGGUCACUGUGGGAGGUGACCGGCGGUGCUCCUCACGGCAGUGCGCACGGCAGAUACUAACCCUCGGUGGACAGAUAACCUCCGUCAGCUGGCAUCCCGACACGGACGCGCGUGGCCACGGGCUUCGGAGGGCCCGCGUCCCAAGUGGCGGGGCCGGACGUCGUGGGGCCCGGGCCUGGCUGGCCCUGCGAGCAGAGACGGGGGCUCCUCUAAAUUGUGUCUUUUCUAACUCGAGCUCACCUUUCCUGUGCUCCCCUCAUAACACACUGACCCACCGUUUGAUUUUAGCUACGUCUUAGAGGCCUUCCAAGGAGCCACACCGGCGUCAUCCUCCCUUAGAACGAAGAUGAGGAGUAGUCAGCACACCAACGUAACCCCGUCCUAAUUCCGAUGCCCGGUGUGGGCGUAAUGUAAUGUCUAUUAACCCAUAGCCUCAGUGAUGAGAGGGUUACGGGGGAACAAGGAACAAAAUUUCAGAAAUGAAACCUCCACAUUUCAUGACACACACACACACACGCUCUACGUCUUCGAGCUGACUGUCGGCCGAGGGAUCUUUGUGUGCGGCCACCCCAG
Enhydra lutris kenyoni (northern sea otter) is the source of this 2486-nucleotide messenger RNA. RefSeq names its product myelin basic protein (gene MBP). Bases 86 to 1069 code for a protein of 327 amino acids. The transcript has 10 exons. Gene Ontology annotation, molecular function: structural constituent of myelin sheath. Gene Ontology annotation, biological process: myelination. Lineage: Eukaryota; Metazoa; Chordata; Mammalia; Carnivora; Mustelidae. Gene Ontology annotation, cellular component: compact myelin; cell periphery; internode region of axon. The record is from RefSeq and is a predicted model, not a curated record.